GUAUAACGUACGCGUCGCAACCAGCCGCUUUUAUAUGCCGCAGCAUCUUCUCUAUUGGUUUCCUCGGCCGUGAAAAAUCCUCAUUCUCGCGUACGCCUAUCUGCAUAAACACAAGAAAUUGUCGUGGCAAAUGACUCAGCAAUAUGUAUCAGUGAUGUACAUUCGAGCUUCGCCGGCAAUCGUCGUCACACAGAUAGAGAGAGCAGUUUGUGUGCAUGAGUAAAGGGGAAAAACGUUUGCUAGCUGGAGCUCGAACACAAAUCACUAGUGCUAAUCGCUAUAUGCGUGCACAAGUGUAAAUAUAAAAGCGGUUACAAAUAAGCGGUCAAGAUUGUUAACUUCAGCGAUGAACGAGUUGACGCGAUACAUUUUUACUAGGACUGGUCUAUAUAAAUAUACUCUUAUAACAACAGUGUACAUUCUGAAAAGAGAAGAAAAACGUAUACAAAUUGUAAAUAUGAGAUUUAUUUUUUUCUUAAGAGGAAAACGCUUUUUGAGCACAAUGAGGACAUCAACUGUCAAUAAUUUGAUAAGUGACUUACCAAAAGGACCACUAGAUGCUUAUAGAAAACGUGCAACGUUUGACUGGAAAUUAUUCAAGUUGGCCUUAAAUGGAGAGGAUUCUCUAAAACAACAGAAUACCUUAUGGGACCUGGUCAAAACCAAUCCAUCAUUUCAAAGACUACCAAGAUCAGCAACAUUGGAUCAGAUCCGAAGACGCUGUAAUGCUGAAAUACAAGCAUUGCGUGAGGCUGAGUUCCAAAUACUGGGAGAUCAAAUAUGGUUACAUAACUUUUACCAUUAUGACCCAUCUGUAUGCAUAAAACUGGGUGUUUCUUGGGGCAUGGUGCCAAGUAGUAUAUUAGCAUUGGGUACUGAUCAACAUGGUUAUCUUAUAGAAAAGUUUGUAGAUGGAAGUUAUGUAGGCUGUUUUGCCUUAACUGAAAUUUCCCAUGGAACUAAUGCAAAAGGCAUGAGGACCACAGCGACAUAUGAUGUAGCAACAAAAAGUUUCAUUCUCCACACACCAGACUUUGAGGCUGCAAAAUGUUGGGCUGGUGGUUUAGGAAAAGUUGCAACACAUGCCAUCAUAUUUGCAAAACUAGUUACACCAGAUGGAGUGAAUCAUGGUUUACAUCCUUUUAUUGUACAGAUUCGUGAUGUGAGUACUCACCUACCCUUGCCAGGGGUCACCGUUGGUGACAUGGGUGAAAAGAUAGGACUGAAUGGAAUAGAUAACGGAUUUAUGAUGUUUAACAAAUAUUACAUACCACGUAGCUGUCUGUUAGAUCGCACAGCUAGUGUUACUGAGGACGGGACAUAUUCGCUCGCUAUAAAGAACGAGAGUAAAAGAUUUGGUUCAUCAUUAGGUGCAUUAUCAGGAGGUCGUGUCGCUAUUACCAAUAUAUGUUCAGAAUAUAUGAGUCUCGCGAUUGUGAUCGCAAUACGUUAUUGCGCUGUCAGAAGACAAUUUGGUCCUACAGAGGACAAUGAAUUGCCAGUCAUAGAAUAUCAAACGCAACAAUGGCGAUUAUUACCUCAUCUAGCCGCGACAUACGCGAUAAAAUUGUCUGCAAGAAAUUUUUAUAUGAAGCUAAUCGAGUUUAAUUUGAGUCGUUUCGGAGGUGGAAACGAGAAUCAAGACGUGAUGGCCAGCAAAGGAAUGGAGAUACACGCAUUGUCUUCCGCGGUAAAACCAUUUUGCUCCUGGACAGCUCGUGAUGUAAUUCAGGACUGCAGAGAGUCCUGCGGUGGACAUGGAUACUUGAAAAUGUCACGGUUGGGUGACAUAAGAGCAGAUAACGAUGCAAAUUGUACGUAUGAGGGCGAAAACAAUGUGCUUGUUCAGCAAGCGAGUAAUUGGCUAUUAAAUCAAUGGGAUAACGUAAUUAAAGGACAGCCUGUACUAUCUCCGUUUGGUUCCAUAGACUUUCUGCCUCAUGCAAAACAGAUACUCAAUACUAAAUUUUAUCAAAGAUCAAUAGAGAGCACGUUAGAGCCUAAACAGUUGAUCCACAUUUUCAAGUGGUUGGUGUGCUAUUAUGUAAAGAAAACGCAUCAACGUGUGAAGGAACUUAAAGUAAAUGGAAUGUCUGAUUUUGAUGCAAGAAAUAAUUCUCAGACAUUCCUGGCGCGGACCUUGUCUCUCGUAUAUGCAGAGCACUUUAUAAUGAAAACCUUCUACGAAUGUUUGCAAGAUCCAAAGUGGGACUCAAACGAACGACAGGUACUAACCGAUUUGUGUUCUCUGUUUGGAGCUGUAAUCUUGGAGAAGAGAUUGGGAGAUUUGUAUGCCGGCGGUUUUGCUCCUCCCAACUGCAACAUAGAUAACCUCUUACGAGAAGGAAUUAUAAAACUAUGCAAGAAAUUAGUCGAUAACGCGGUUGCGCUGGUCGACGUUUUAGCACCGCCCGAUUUUGUUCUUAACUCACCUUUAGGAAUGUCCGAUGGCGAGAUAUACAAACACAUGAAGGAAUGGAUAUAUAAUGAGAAAGAGAACCUGGAGCGUCCGUCGUGGUGGACUGAAAUUAUAAAAUCGAAACUAUGAUAUGAAAACAUGUGCAGUCUGCUUAUGAAAAUUACAUACCUUGUAACUUGGCGAUUUCUUAUUUAAGUGAUAACUCGCACAAUACGUCUAAAAUCGGGAUAUAAGACGUCUUAAAGAUGUCUCUCAGAUAUCAAAAUAUAAGACGUCUUAUGUCUCGAUUUUAGACAUUGUAUUGUUUGGGAAAAAAUACGUUUAAAGAUACGUAAAAGCUCGUGAUAAAUGCACAAUAUCGUAAAACCCUCGUUAUCGAAACUCGACUCUUCCAUUUUUGUUACUGUAAUUUGAUAACUUUUACAUUUAUGUGUAUUAUAAUAACAUAUUUGGAAAAGGUUUAUAUGACAAUAUUUUAUCGUGGAUUUAUAUAUUGUUUACACGUAUUGUAUAUGCAUUGUAAUAUCUAGAGAUACUUGUUAAAAGAUAUAUAUAUAUUUUAUAUAAAUGUAUUAUAUUUUA
This is a messenger RNA of Odontomachus brunneus, 3001 nucleotides long. RefSeq names its product peroxisomal acyl-coenzyme A oxidase 3 (gene Acox3). The record is from RefSeq and is a predicted model, not a curated record. Gene Ontology annotation, biological process: fatty acid beta-oxidation using acyl-CoA oxidase; lipid homeostasis. Lineage: Eukaryota; Metazoa; Arthropoda; Insecta; Hymenoptera; Formicidae. Bases 347 to 2548 code for a protein of 733 amino acids. Gene Ontology annotation, cellular component: peroxisome. Gene Ontology annotation, molecular function: FAD binding; fatty acid binding; pristanoyl-CoA oxidase activity. The transcript is spliced from 14 exons.